GCAGGUCCUGCAGCCCCAGGAGGUGAGAUCUGCAGGUUCCUUAGGUUCAGGACUCUCUUCUUUUUAAAGCUGAUGGUCCUUUCCAUCAAUGACCCACCAAGGAUGGAGAAGGACAGAAACCACAUGGCUUCAAGGAUAUUAGACCUCACCCUGGAGAUCAUCUCCUUGAUAACUGGAGAGGAUUACACAGUAGUGAAGAAGUCGUCUGGUGAGUGUGUGACACCCCGUGUGUUGGGAGGACGGAGCAGGACCCAGAACCCCAUCACCGAGCCUACACCUCAUUCCCUGAUACAUGAGCAGAAGAUCCUAGAACUUACCACCAGGAUCACUGAGCUGCUGAGCGGAGAGGUUCCUAUAAGGUGUCAGGAUGUCGCUGUCUAUUUCUCCAUGGAGGAGUGGGAGUAUUUAGAAGAACACAAGGAUCUGUACACGGACAUCAUGAUGGAGAAUCACCAGCCCCUCACAUCACCGGAUGGAUCCACUAAGAGAAAUCCACCACAGAGAUGUCCCAGUCCUCUCUAUUCCCAGGACUGUCCAGAGGAAAAGCAGAAAAUCCCACUGAAUCAUCAGGAAAGUUCAGAUGGAACGACGAGUGGACUUGAAAAACCUGUAUCAGCGUCUGUGAAUGGUGAAGACAGGAUGACAGUAUACCAUAAGCAUCUCCAUUUACCUUCCUAUCAUGAAGCAGAAGAUAACAAUACCACAGAAGAUGAUUGUAUAACUCCUAAUGUACCCUCAUUCCUUCACAGCGAAGAUCUCUCUUUCGAUACCGCUGGUCACAAGAAACCUUCAUCUAGACAAUCACUAAUUGGCAAAACAAGAACUAAUCAGAACCGUGGGAAACAUUUUAAAAGGAAAUCUAAUCUUUCCUUACAUGAGAAAAAUCACAGAGAUAAAAGGUCAUUUUCAUGCUCAGAAUGUGGAAAAUCUUUUACCAGGAAAUUCUUUUUGGAUGGACAUCAGAGAACUCACACAGGGGAGAGACCAUUUUUAUGUUCAGAAUGUGGGAAAUGUUUUAGUCACAAAUCAGAUCUUGUGUACCAUCUAAGAAUCCACUUAGGGGAAAAGUCAUUUUUGUGUUUAGAAUGUGGGAAAUGCUUUAGUCAGAAUUCAGAUCUUAAUAGACAUAAGAAAUCUCACACAGGGGAGAAGCCAUAUUUUUGUCCUGAAUGUGGGAAGUGUUUUAGUCAGAGUUCAGAUCUUCAUAGACAUCAGCGAGCUCACACAGGGGAGAAGCCAUAUUCAUGUCCUGAAUGUGGGAAAUGUUUUAGUCAGAAAUCACAUCUUGUGGAACAUCAGAGAACUCACACAGGGGUGAAACCAUUUAUGUGCCCAGAAUGUAGUAAAUAUUUUACUGUGAAAUCAGCUCUUGUAGAACAUCUGAGAACUCACACAGGGGAGAAGCCAUAUUCAUGUCCUGAAUGUGGAAAGUGUUUUAGUUACAAAUCAGCUGUUGUAGAACAUCUGAGAACUCACACAGGGGAGAAGCCAUAUUCAUGCCCUGAAUGUGGAAAGUGUUUUAGUCACAAAUCAAGUCUUACUACACAUGGGAGAACUCACACUGAAGAGAAGCCACUAUUGGUUAGAAGUACAGGACAUAAUGGAACUCAUACAUUCUUACUACAGAUGGCAGGAUCUCAGUCUGUGAAGCAAUUAUAGAUGCAAGCCAUGUCUUGUAAGGUCUGUG
This is a messenger RNA of Bufo bufo (common toad), 1687 nucleotides long. Its product is annotated as zinc finger protein 436-like. Gene Ontology annotation, biological process: regulation of transcription by RNA polymerase II. The coding region runs from base 73 to 1659 and encodes 528 amino acids. The record is from RefSeq and is a predicted model, not a curated record. Gene Ontology annotation, cellular component: nucleus. The transcript is spliced from 7 exons. Gene Ontology annotation, molecular function: DNA-binding transcription factor activity, RNA polymerase II-specific; RNA polymerase II cis-regulatory region sequence-specific DNA binding. Lineage: Eukaryota; Metazoa; Chordata; Amphibia; Anura; Bufonidae.